Vitis riparia (riverbank grape) is the source of this 3083-nucleotide messenger RNA. RefSeq lists its product as uncharacterized. Bases 387 to 2936 code for a protein of 849 amino acids. The record is from RefSeq and is a predicted model, not a curated record. Gene Ontology annotation, molecular function: zinc ion binding; nucleic acid binding. NCBI's taxonomy places the organism in Eukaryota, Viridiplantae, Streptophyta, Magnoliopsida, Vitales, Vitaceae. The transcript has 2 exons.
UACUACAGUCCAUGGGCAUUAGGGCAGUGAGAUUCAGGAGAAGAGCUUUCUGAAAUUUGUUCUGCUUAAAACGGAUUUGAUUCAACUGCAAUCGUCGUCUUAUCCUGAGAAUACGAUUUCAUUGUGAGCCAAUUUGAAACCCUGCUUCCCUUUAUUUCUUCCUCUUCCAUUUCUUCUUUCACGUUGGUCAAACUACAUCCGACGACCACCUCCUCCGCCCUCGCGGGCGACUUCUGUGUCAUCAAUUUCUGGCCUUCCCUCCUAAUCUUCAUCUUUCAUUUCCGUCAGUUCUCUCUCGGACUCCAUCAAACUACGAACACAGCUUGUGGCUGGGUUCAUUGCUGCCGCCGCCGCACUGCCCACCGCUGACAGGCUGAGGUACGAAAAUGGGCAGCCACACCACCGUAUUGUGUUAUAUGAAUGGUGAAAUUAUUGAUCGUCCAAAUGGAGUGUGUUAUAGUUGUCCUCCUAAAAAGGCUAUUUUAAUUAGCAAUAUAAAAACAUAUGAUGAGUUGGAGACGAAUAUAUGUCAUGCCUUGUCAAUUGAUCGCACUUGCAUUAAGUUAAGAAUGAUUUUCCGAUAUCCAAUUUGUGUUGCUAAUGGGAGCAUUAACUAUGAACAAGUGCCUAUUGGAGAUGAUGGUGAUGUAAGGGUAAUGUUCAAUGCUGUGACACAAUCCUCACCACGAAGUACCAUUGAAAUGUACUUAGAGACAUCUCCAAGAGAUCACCAAUCAGUGUCAAUUAGCUACACUAGACCAAUGCAUGUUGAAGUUGCUGGUCCUAGCAUGCAAAUGAAAGAGGAGAACACGUCCCCUUUGGGCUCUAAUAGUGCAACCUCUCCUAGGAUUGGGCAUAGUUAUGAUGACAAUGUUGAGCUUAAAAUUGGGAUGAAUUUGAAAACGGUGACUGAUUCAGUUAUGAUGGCGGCUAAAAACUUCGUUGAUAUCCCGGCUGGAAAUGAUGAUGCUGAUGUGAAAUUAUUUGAUGAAGAUGAGGAUAAUGUGGAUACUGAUUCUCCUACAAAGGAGGUAACUUCACUUGGUGGUGAGCAUGAAGUCUCUUCCCUAAUGUCUAAAGAAUUGAAUUGGGAUGCAAUAAAUGCUAGAUGUGCUAAGGCCCUCACAACAUGUAGUGGAUUGUGGAGUGAAUCGAAUGAUUUGUUUAAGGGAUUGAGGUUUAAGAGUAAGGCAGAUUUACAGUAUGCUGUAAAGCGUUAUUUGAUACAUAAGAAUCAACAAAUGAUUGUGACUGAAUCUGAGCCAAAUUUAUGGGCAGUCAAGUGUAGGAAGUGGAAUGAAGGUUGCAAAUGGAGGUUACGUGCAUGUCGUCUUAAAACCCAUGACAUGUUUGAAAUAACAAAGUAUACUAAUUCUCACACUUGUGUUUAUCCUAAACUAUCAGAGGAUCACUCUCAGCUGGACUCGACAUUGAUUGCAAGGGAGAUACAAAAUGUUGUUCACAGGGAUCCGAACAUAUCCAUUGCAGCAUUGCAUCAGAUAGUUAAAGGUAAAUUUGGUUAUGAUGUUCAUUAUAGAAAGGUUUGGGAAGCAAGGAAGAAAGCAAUUGAAAGAGUGUUUGGUGAUUGGGAUGAAUCUUACCAUCUUUUACCCAAAUGGAUGAACAUCCUUAAAAUAACUAAUCCUGGGACAAAGGUUGAUUGGAAGACAUCAACAAUAGGAGGCAGCCAUGACAAUGUACGCUUGAUACGUGUAUUUUGGGCCUUUGGGGCUAGUAUUGAAGGAUUCAAGCAUUGUAGACCAUUAAUACAAAUUGAUGCUAUCUUCUUGUAUGGAAAAUACAAAGGGAAGCUUUUGAUUGCAACAUCUAUGGAUGCCAAUGACAAUAUAUUCCCCCUUGCUUUUGCAAUUGUUGAGGAGGAAUCUGUGGAUAGUUGGUCUUGGUUUUUGACUGCAAUAAGGACUCAUGUCACUCAAAGAGAAGGGAUAUGCUUGAUUUCUAAUUGUCAUGUGGGAAUAGAUGAAGCUGUGAAGGAUCCUAGAGUUGGAUGGAACCCACCUCAUGCCCACCAUCGUUACUGCCUUAGGCAUGUGGCAAAUAACUUUUAUGAGAAGUACAAGAACAAGGUUCUAAAGGACUUGGUAUAUAAAGCUGGGUGUCAACAUCAGUUGCGAAAGUUUCAACGUUGUAUGGAGGAGCUAAAUCAGUUGGAAGAUAAGUGUGUUGGAUGGUUCGCGAAGUUAGACAUGAAGAAAUGGACUCAGGCAUAUGAUGAGGGAUAUCGAUAUGGGUUGAUGACCACAAAUGUUGAUGAAUGCAUAAACAAGGUGUUAAAGGGUGCCCAAAUGUUGCCUAUCACUGCAGUUGUUCAAAUGAUUUUCUAUCAUUGUGUCGACUACUAUGAGAUUCGUCGGGCAGAAAUACAAGCUCAAAUUGUGAAUGGAGGUAAGUAUACUACACAUGCCAUUAAUAAAGUUGCAAAUUAUGAGGCAAAGGCUAGUGGACACAUGGUUGCAAUCUUUGAUAAAAGGAAUGAGGUAUUUGAAGUGUCUACUAAUGUCCAUGGGUCUCAUAUAAAUAAGGGAAAAAAUAAGCAAAUCGUCAAGCUAAAAGAAGGUACAUGUACUUGUAACAAAUGGCAGUCAUUUGGCAUCCCUUGUUCUCAUGUGCUAGCUGUUUGCACCUAUGCAAAGAUUGAUGGUUGGGAGUUAGUUGACAAAUAUUAUAAGUUGGAUGCAUACGAAAGUUGUUAUACCCCCCAGUUUAAUCCCAUUCCACAUGAAGCCUAUUGGCCAACAUUUGACUUUCCUGUUGUUCAUUCAAACCCAACACUCUUACGACGGAAGGGGCGUCCGAGAUUGUCAACGAUAAGGAAUGAAAUAGGUCAGAGGGAAUCAAGUGGCAAAAUUUGGUGUGGAAUAUGUAAACAAGAGGGGCACAAUCGUCGCAAAUGUCCUACUAAAGUUAAAAGAUAAUCUUCAGACACCAUUGAGUGAAUGAACAAUAGGAUAUUUGACUAGUCCUUUAUCAUUUUAUGUCAAGAUGUUUCUCGAGGAUUUUUGUUAUUUGACUUUUGCAUUGUGAAUUAGUAUUUUAUCUAUGACAAUUAUGUUUUGUUUCAA